Molecule: messenger RNA, 1716 nt
Organism: Jaculus jaculus (lesser Egyptian jerboa)
Lineage: Eukaryota; Metazoa; Chordata; Mammalia; Rodentia; Dipodidae
Gene: Mpv17l
Product: MPV17 mitochondrial inner membrane protein like
Exons: 6
Coding region: 1-1212 (403 amino acids)
Cellular component (GO): membrane; cytoplasm
Source: RefSeq, a predicted model, not a curated record
AUGGCUGAGGCGGCCGACGGAGUCCGGCGGUGGUCCCGAGGUAGCCGGCACUACUUCCGCCUCCUGCGGCCGGCGGCGGGUUUCCACGCUGGCAGCGCUGACGUCCCCCGCGCCCGCGGCCGGCGGGGCGGAGAGGAGGAGGAGCUGGGCCCCGCGGCGCAGCCGGGCGGGACCGGCGGCUGGUCGGAGGCGGGGCGAGGCUCCUCCCCCCACCACCAACAAUCCCGACAGAGUGGGCGGGGCCUCCCGGGCUUCCGUACCCGGCCGUCACGCCGGCCGCUUCUAACGCUCCCAGAAUGGGCGGAGCCCCCCAGCGCGGUGAGAUGGCGUAGUUUUGGGGGCGUGGGUUCUGGAGACUACGGGUCACAAAGGCCGCUGUCCGGAGCUGAGGAGUUUGUGUCAUGUCUUGCCGCGGAGCUCCAGGCGGAGGGGAGGGCGGUGGCCAGCGGCCACAGGAUUGGACGCGUGGGUUGGGUGUGCACGGGGCGCCCAAUCGCUGAGGAGCACCGAAAGCCCGCAGGUGGAGGAGGAGGAGGACAAGGAGGCCCCGGUGGGCGCCCGCGAGGCGCGGGGUCCCGGGCGCGGGCGGUGGCGGUGGCAGUCCCGGGCGCCGGCAUGGGCUGGUGGCGGGCGCUGCCGCGCGCGGCCCGACGCUACCCGUGGCCCACCAACGUGCUGCUGUACGCCGGGCUCUUCUCGGCCGGGGACGCGCUGCAGCAGCAUCUGCGGGGCGGCCCGGCCGACUGGCGCCAGACGCGGUGCGUGGCCACCCUGGCCAUGACCUUCCACGGCAACUUCAACUACGCGUGGCUGCGCCUGCUGGAGCGCGCGCUGCCGGGCCGCGCGCCGCGCACCGUCCUGGCCAAGGUGCUGUGCGACCAGACGGUCGGCGGGCCCAUCGCCCUCUCGGCCUUCUACGUCGGUAUGAGAAUUCUCCAGGGAAAGGAUGACAUAUUUUUGGAUCUGAAGCAGAAAUUCUGGAAUACAUAUAAGACUGGUCUGAUGUACUGGCCUUUUGUACAGCUGACCAACUUCAGUCUUGUUCCUGUUCACUGGAGGACAGCCUACACUGGACUCUGUGGCUUCCUCUGGGCCACCUUCCUGUGCUAUUCCCAGCAGAGUGGUGACGGCACACUGAAGUCGGUGUUCAUCUUCCUUCACAGCAAGGAGGCCGAGGCAGUGGACAGUGAGACGUCCAGGACUCCUCCCUAAGUUUUGUCCCUCUCCCCUCCCACCCCAGUCACCUACAGUGGAGAGGUUUCCUAUCAGUUAUGAUCCACCUUGAAGAAUUACAUUCCAUAUGCUCAGUGACUUUUAAAUUAAGGAUUAGUUUAAAUUUUAUCCAAACAUUUCCCCUACUGUUGUAGUCUGAAAGCCUUAUGUAAUGUGUUCACUUCUCUAAUGAUCAGACUGAGAUCAACCAUGGGUGCAGAAUGACAUCGUAGCAUUGUUAACUUUUCUAUCCUACUGUCUAAAUGGCAGCUUAUUUCUGGAACCUCGUUUUUAAUUGUUCACAUUUGUAAUCUAAAAUCUCAGAUUAUCUUUUGUACCGAAACAGUCCUUACGGUAAAUUUCUAUUAAUACAGAAUUCAAUCAGUUAGACUAUUAAUCAGGGUUUCCUACCAAAUACUCCAUAAUUUAUUAUCAUGCCAAUACUAAAAUUCUGAAAUAUAUGUAUUUAUCAGCAAAAAAAGGAAGAAUGUUUGAUGUCCUCUA